Molecule: messenger RNA, 588 nt
Organism: Mesorhabditis belari
Lineage: Eukaryota; Metazoa; Nematoda; Chromadorea; Rhabditida; Rhabditidae
Source: the annotation of a GenBank genome assembly
AUGAAGUUGAUAUUUCUAUUCUUUGCUCUAUUAUCGGCUAGCUUUGCUGCUAAAGUUGCUGUUUUUUAUCUGGAACUUUCAAAUAGUCAGAUUCUGUGGAAUGCAAGAGUUGCGGAGACUUUGAUUGAGGGGGGACACGAUGUCACAUUGAUCACAAUUCAGCCAAUGAGUGGAUUGAAGAGGAAUGUCCAGAUCGAUCCAAGGAUUAAGGAGUUCAUUGUCGAAGCAAAAGGAAACAUCACCGUCGAUGAAAUGGAAAGAGUUCAAUCAGAAUUGAUCUUCAAUGAAAUCCCUGUUUGGGAUAAAAGAAGUUUUGGAAUGUUGAGCAUGUUGAGUCAAAUCAUGGGAGAAUCUUGUGAAAAGACCAUUCUUAACAAAGAGUUGUUCAAAUUCCUGGAAAAGGAAAAAUUUGAUGUUGUUUUUCGCAUAUGUACGAUUAUUGCACAAUUGGAGUCAUUCAUAUGGCUGGGAUCAAAUCCUGGAUCUGGCUUCAAGCUGGUGGGUUGUUGGAAUUCGUGGGAGAAGCUGUCGGAGUGCCGUACUUCCCGAGUUUCAUUCCACCUCGAGGAAUGGACGCUGGCGCAAGAA